AUGCUAAGAUUGACCAUCUCAAUGGCAAAUAUAAGAACGGAAGCGAUAAUCGCGAGCGCCAAGGCAGACCUGGCGGUGGUGCUCACAAAACAGUUCCAGGACGACAUCAACCAGCUCCGCGACGCCCUGGACAGCGCGAACCAGCUGGUGGCACUGCUCAAGACGGAGAACGCGAGCCUCAAGGGGGCGCUCAAGGAAUGCGCCGAGGGCUACGACUUCGACGCCAACAUCCCGCCCAUCACGCGCGCCAGGAAUGGCAGCGCCGGGGUCCCGGAGUCGGAGCGAGCGGGCCUGCAGCGGCCGCCGCCCGAGGGCACCAUCUUCUCCAACGGCGGCGCCUACGGGCAGCAGGCCGGCAAGGGCAACAGGCAGCUCAUGCAGGAGCUCAACCGCUGGACCCAGGCCCACGGCUACAAGGUCAAGAUCUACCGCAGCAAGCUCUCCGGCACCAAGAGGAAGCUCGUCAUCAGCUGCAUCUACGGCGGGAACCCCAAGGACCUCGCCGCCCGGCGCUGCACCGCUGAGGAGGAAGCUGAGAGGGCCAGGGCGAUGGGUUUCCACACCUACGUCCUCCAAGAGGAGCCUGCGCCCGAACCACAGCCCCAACCCGAGCCCCAGCCCGAGCCCCAGCCCGAGGGUGACCCCCAGGUGCCGGCCAAGAAACCGAGGAAGAAGAUGACCCCGCGGCGCAAGGACUGCCCGAUGAGGUUCAUCCUGCAGGAGCUCGUCGCGGGGAGCGGGACCUUUGUCACCAGGCACAGCAACCUACCGUCGAACCAGCGAUGCAACCACGAGCCCGAGGUCAAGUUCGCAGCUGACGGCGCGGCCUCUGCUCAGAGCCCGGGGUCGGGGCCCGGGCCGGAGCAGGAGCCGGAUGCGGACUGGGAGAUGGAAGCGGAAGAGUCUGCGGCCGAGGCGUGA
This is a messenger RNA of Diaporthe amygdali, 921 nucleotides long. RefSeq lists its product as uncharacterized. The transcript is spliced from 2 exons. Bases 1 to 921 code for a protein of 306 amino acids. The record is from RefSeq and is a predicted model, not a curated record. NCBI's taxonomy places the organism in Eukaryota, Fungi, Ascomycota, Sordariomycetes, Diaporthales, Diaporthaceae.